Molecule: messenger RNA, 5945 nt
Organism: Plodia interpunctella (Indianmeal moth)
Lineage: Eukaryota; Metazoa; Arthropoda; Insecta; Lepidoptera; Pyralidae
Gene: NimB
Exons: 22
Coding region: 74-5839 (1921 amino acids)
Source: RefSeq, a predicted model, not a curated record
GUUCAGUUCAAUAAUAGGUCGCAGUGGCAAUCUGUGUGUGUUUGCAUCAACAGCUCGUGUAGUGGCGGCUACUAUGAAAAGCCUGUUAAUCCUGUGGGCUAUAGCAGCUUGCACCCGUGGCCAUGACACCGGUGAUGUCCAGAUAUCGAAAUCACUGUCUGUGAAGGGGAGUCCCUCCAGGUACAUCUAUAAAGGAGGCGAGAAUAUUGGCAGGUUUUACAAUACUAGACAACACAAUGUCUCGAAACACACCGAAGUGGAUAUAGGAGUGUGUUAUAUAGAAGUUCCAACAGCCGAGUUAGUAAGCGAUCCGAAAAAUGUGCCACCAGGUAACGGAUCAAAUCCAGCGGUUUCUCUCAUCCGGGCCUGCUGUCAUGGCUUCACUAGAAACAUCCACGAUUACAUGGUCUGCGACCCAGUCUGCUCCAAAGGCUGUGUCAAUUCCCUCUGCGUAGCCCCAGAGACUUGCCAGUGCUACCCUGAUUUUGUCAAAAAUGCCAAUGGUGUUUGCACAGCGACCUGUCCUAUUGGUUGCCAGAACGGACAUUGUGUUGGUCGAGCAUGUGUCUGCGAUUCUGGGUAUAAGUUGGAUUCAGAAAGCAAAUACUGUAAGCCAAUCUGUGACAAUAACUGCGGUAAUAUUGGAAAUUGCACGGCACCAAACACCUGUUCCUGCGAGCCAGGGUACCACUCUGCUUCACAAGGAUCUUGCAAGCCAGUCUGUCAGUACUGCAAGGACGGGGAAGAAUGUACUGCCCCUAACAGAUGCAGUUGUCGCAAUGGAUAUAUCAAAGACACUCAUGGAAAAUGUGUACCGUAUUGUGCUUCUUCUUGCCAAUCCCAUGUUGCUGAUCAUUCUUCACAGCACAACGAUACACCAUUUAUCGUCGUGCCACUAUACGCAGAAAAUAUUAAUCAUUCAUCAUAUCCACACACAAAUUUAAGCCAGAAUCUUAGUCCUUACAACCCGAACUACCCACAAGGUCCGCGUAGUCAAUAUUCAGGGAAUAAUAAUGAAAACUACUAUUCACGUAAUCUAUCAAAUAGAUCACAUGAUCUUUCAGCAGACCAAGAUCAGACCAGUCAAAUACAACAACGUCCUGAUAAUAGCUUUCACACCUAUCAAAGACCAUUGACCUAUCCAGAAGGACAAAAUUUACAAGGCAAAUUGCCAAACAACACUAAUCCCGCACCAGGUCAAGAAUCAAAUCAAUAUCCGAUAAACUUAUAUCCAGGUUUCCAAAAUACACCUGAAAACCUUCAUCGUGGUAGAGGAGACAUAGAGACUGAAAAUGACAAAAAACCUGGUCAAGUUCAAACCAAUGGACAAACAUCAUCAAACAAUUCUUUUCAUAUGAACACAUAUCCAAAUUCAAAUAUUUAUCCAUAUUACCAAGGAUCGGACACUAGAGGCCGUCAUCAAAAUAAUUCUAUGGAGUCCAUAAAUCGAUAUGAAUCAGAUUCACAUGGUUCUUCCAAUCAAGGGUUAUAUUUUCGACAAGACGACAAUAACGCACAACAAGAAUUACACGACUUCCGAAAUCUGGAAACUAUUGAUUUGACACAGCACGAAUCUAAUCAAAGAUCAUAUGAUGCAUCUCAGCAUCAUGACCAUCAGUACGACAAUGAAUAUACGCAAAGUAAUUAUGGAUAUUUCAACCACGAUACCCAACUCUCUUUAUCUCAACACCAGACCUAUCCAGGCUCAAAUCAAGAUAUUCAUCAUGAAGCAUAUGAUUCUUCUAAACGGGAAAUUCAAAACACCGCAAAUGAAAGAAAAUUUAAUUUACAUCAGGAACUACAUCGAAACUCGAGAAAUCAUCAAAGAAAUUUUGCAAAUAGCUCUUCACAACAAGAAUCAUAUAUAUCUUCAAGACGAGAAAUUCAAAAUUCCACAAAUGUCGGGAAUUACGAUUCACGAUGGGAAACUUACAGUCCAAAUCAAAGCCAUCCAUUGUAUUCUAUAGAAAAUCCAAGACAAACGCCCGAAGUAUCUAACCAAGUUGUUAAUCGGACUGCAAACAGUUCUCAUACGAAUGUACAAGGAAACCACACCUUCGAUAUAGAUCAACAAGUAAAUAUCGUACCAGUAUGUUCUAAGCCUUGUAUCAACAGUUACUGUGUAGAAGGUAACCAGUGCAGGUGCAAACCUGGAUACUUAAUGGACAGAUCAGACCCAAAUACUUCUUUCUUUCUCUUUCUAUCUUUAUUUAUUUAUUUUAUUUCAUCGAAUUUGGUGAAACAUAAACUAUAUUAUAUCUAUCAGAAUUUGUACAUAUGUUUACGAUUUGUUAUAUGGAACCUUCAGUUUUAUAUUAUCGAUAUCAAACAAUUUAAGUCAACUGUUACUUAUACACGAAGAUAUGAGAAGUCAGAUGUCAGUAUAAACCUGCACUUGUCAAUAUCAACAUCUUGUAACCGUAACAACGUAAGUGCUAAAAUUAAAUGCAUAUUUAUGUUACACUCGCUUUUGCUCGUUAUUUAUGUCAAUAUGAAGCGCUUGUUUAUUUUGUGGGCUGUAUCAGUCUGCGUGCAUGGGUAUACUCCGGGAAAUUCCGUGAAAGGCGGACCUACGUGGUCCACUCCUGAACCUGACCCCUACACUAGACCCGAAACCGAGACAUUUAUUCCCAAUAAAGUCGAUGAAAUAGGCGUGUGUUACACAUAUAUGCCAAAUAAAUCAAACGGAGGACAACAACCAGAAUACAAUACAGUUCGUAGUUGCUGUCGUGGGUACACCCCGAACCGCUAUGACCCAAACGUCUGCGACCCAAUCUGCUCCAAGGGUUGUGUCAACUCUUACUGCGUUGCCCCAGAUAAGUGUCAAUGUUACCCAGACUACGAAGAGGAAUCACCUGGAGUAUGUGCCGAGAGGGCCCUCAAAUGCCCUCGGGGUUGUCAGAAUGGACACUGCUCUAGAGAUGAAUGUAUAUGCGAUUUUGGAUACAAAUGGGACUCGGACAGACAACGUUGUGUACCGAAAUGUAAAUACAAUUGCGCUGGACUAGGUACCUGCACAGCACCAAAUACUUGCUCAUGUCGUCCCGGCUACCAGUCUACAGCUGAAGGGUCUUGUGAGCGGGACUCUCAGGGAAACUCCAGGCCUCUCUGUCAUUCGGCUUGUCCACAUAACUCUGUAUGCAUUGGCCCAAAUCUUUGUUCAUCGCCAACAACUUCUGUCGAAUCUCAAAAUUACGUCCGGCCCAAUAAUGUCCGAUCAAAUCGAGUAGACAACUACCAGCAACAUCUUAGUUAUGUCGAUCGUGACUCAUAUUAUCAGCAGAACCAGAAUCAUCAAUAUACUGAUGAUCAUCAGAAUUUGUAUAAUCCUUAUGGCUCCCAAUCACAAGACACUUAUAAUCAAAGAUUUAAUUAUGAAUCUCAAGAUACUAAUAGGCCGCAUGAAUCUUACGAUCACAGAAAUCAGGGAUAUGGAAAUCCUGAUUCAACACAUCAACCUAAUGAAUAUUAUAAUCAAAAGUCAAACGAAUCACAACGUACAUAUGAUUCACAAUAUAGUCAACACGUAGACCGUGCACAGAGUUCUACAAGUCAAUAUAAUGAUGAAUAUAGAAGGAAUCAAAAUACACAUGACUCGUCACAUCAAAGACCAUAUGAUUCUCCGAGACGAGAAACUGAGAGUGUGACUCAAAGAAGUUACAAUUCGCAUCAGGAAUCAUACGGAACCAAUCAGAGGCCAUACUCUUACUAUAAUUCAAUGGGCAAUCCUACAACAUCUGAAGCAAACAAGCAAAUGUAUACAAACCAAUAUAACACUGAAUAUGGAUGGAAUCAAAACACAAAUCAAGAAAGAAACCAGAAUACACAUGACUCGUCACAUCAAAGACCAUAUGAUUCAUCGAGACGAGAAACUGAGAGUGUGACUCAAAGAAAUUAUAAUUCGCAUCAGGAAUCAUACGGAACCAAUCAGAGGCCAUACUUUUACUAUAAUUCAAUGGAUAAUCCUUCGACAUCUGAAGCGCACAAUCAACACGGUUCUCGCUAUACUGAUCAAGGUUAUGAUCAGCGAAGCGUUCCGGUGUGUUCAAUGUAUUGUAUUAAUGGACAUUGUGUGGAAGGAAACCAGUGUAGCUGCAACCCUGGAUAUAUUCCUGAUAAGACGAAUCCUAGUGUGUGCCAGCCGGAGUGCCCUGGAGGUUGUGUCAACGGAGUAUGCUCCGCACCGAGACUUUGCUUGUGCAACGCUGGCUACUACAAGGACAAGGGUGUCAAAGGGCAAAUCUGUGUAAAACGAAUCAGUUUAGGUCGCAAAGUGGAUCGCGUUAAGAAAGUAUGUUGCGCCUACAAUAACCAUAGUUCAUUUCACAAACAGCAUCUGUAUUUAAACCGUGGUUUUUUAAAAGGAACUAUGGCGUAUCUUUUGGAAGUCUGUUUAGUGAUUUUCAUCGCAUCUGUGGUGGAAACUAAAGCUUUAGACAAUGGACUAUGCCACAGAUACGAAUGGAAAACUGUUACAAAGGAAGUCUCAUCGCCGUAUAUAGUGCGAUAUAAAAAGGAAAAAUGUUUUUUUAACUGUUAUAGGACCAAAACUGAAUACCGCACGAGGAUUGAACAGCAACGGGUUCUAUAUAAGAAAGUUGAAUGCUGCAAAGGGUAUAUGCAAAAUGGAACAACAGAGUUGGACUCGCGUAUGGAAGAAAUUCUAAAAUGCGAUCCAAUAUGCGAACCCCCUUGCGGAGAGCGAGUUUGCGUCUCCCCUAACACAUGCGUAUGUCCUGCUGGAUAUACAUUUAACAAUGAAACCUGCGUGGCUGUGUGUUCAGAGCCUUGCGUCUACGGCGCUUGCAUAAAACCUGACACAUGUGGAUGCUAUCCUGGAUACACGAUGAUAGAUGGCAAUGAAUGUACUCCAAUUUGCUCAAAAAGCUGUCGAAAUGGAAUCUGCAUCGGCCCAGACGUCUGCCAAUGCGGAGAUGGAUGGGAAUUAAUUAAUGAAAAUAUAUGUAUGCCAAUAUGUACCGUUCCAUGUAACAAUGGAACAUGUGUCGCUCCUGAUACAUGCGAAUGUGAAAUAGGAUAUAAAUUUGAAAAUGGUACAUGUAUGCCGCUUUGUUCUGAACCUUGUAACAAUGGUAUAUGUGUGGAACCUGAAAUCUGUGAAUGUCUUCCUGGAUACUGGAUGACAGACGACAAUAAAUGUAAAGCUGUCUGCUCCAAAGGGUGUCAAAACGGAAAUUGCAUCAGUCCAGAUUUCUGCCAGUGCGAUGACGGAUUUGAAUUAAUCAAAUCUACAUGCAUGCCGAAAUGUGAAUCUUGCUACAAUGGAACAUGUGUAACACCUAAUAAUUGCAAAUGUAAUGAAGGUUAUGGCAUGAAAGAUGGACGCUGUCAACCCGUUUGCUCUGAGACGUGUUAUGAUGGAUAUUGUGUCGAUAUGUGUAAUAAGGAAGAACAGAAUCUUACAACCACAAUCAUUUACAAUACUGAUUUGAUUAGUAGAGAGAGAACUGAUGAAGGAAUUUCUGUAGAUAAUCUACCUCGUGGUAAUUUCACUGAUUGGGAUGAGAACACUGAUGUAGAUGAAAACAUUGGUGAUUUUAAAUCAAUAACUAAUUCGACCAAUGUAAACUCUGAAUCAUUUGUAGAAAUAUCAUCUUUAAAUUGGAUAUAUUAUUUCGUGAUUCCUGCUGUGGCUCUAAUGACAAUAAUCACAGCGAUUUUGAUUUGGAAAAGGAAAUCUAUAGUAGAACAUUGCACAGGUGGGAGCUACAUUGUGGCAGGAGAUAAAAAUACUUCAUCGAAAGAUGACAAUAUACCAGACAUAAAAUUCUCUGCUAUAAUGGAAAAGAAAGCUAAGAAGGAUACCAAUGGUUAUUAAAUGAAAAUAUAUUUACUUUACUAAAAUCAAUUGUAAGUGUUAUCAAAUUGCGAUCUCUGUAAAAUAAUUUCAUAAUAUUGUAUUUAUUAAAUGGAAUUAUCUCCGA